Molecule: messenger RNA, 1377 nt
Organism: Trichobilharzia regenti
Lineage: Eukaryota; Metazoa; Platyhelminthes; Trematoda; Strigeidida; Schistosomatidae
Source: the annotation of a GenBank genome assembly
AUGAGACAGACGCGAAAUACUCUGUAUUCUGUAUUAUUCAUUGGAUUGUAUUUCGUUGGACUAUCAUUGGCAGAAACAUUUGUACAACUGGAUGAAAUAGCAGAUAUUGUUCCGAAUGUAACGAAAGCACGAAUUGAACCUAAUUUUGAACGACAUGGACCAAAGUCGAGUUAUUAUUACACCCAGAACAAGAAGUAUAAUCAACCACCUCCAAUCGCAUUUGAAACAUUUAAUAAAAGUUCGUAUGAUAUUCAAAAGGAAUUGCAUAUACCAACGCAAUUUAGAAUAAAAUAUUACGGUGAAGAGUAUGGAUCAGUUGGUUUAUUGGCGACAGGUGCCUUAGUCAUUGGAUCAUUAGAUUAUCCUAGCGCGAAUAUGAGAAGAAUAAAAACAUUUCCUGGAAGAGCAAAGGGAAUCAAAGUGGAAAUAAUUGAUGAGAAGAGUUUAUUAGCAAUUAAAUGGUUGGAUUUAACAGUUAUCAAUGAAUCUGGGGAAGAAACAGUGGAAAAUGUCGAGGUUGUCUGUGUCAUAUACCCCAAUGGAAAUAUAUUGAUUUACUUCGAGAAGAUACCAGAAGAAGUUGAAAGCGCAGAUGUCAGAGUGACUGUUGAAGAUGGUUUAGAUUUUGUGACAGGGAGUGGUAGAAAGCUUAUGAUAUCAUAUGGCACAGAUAAAUCACUUUGGUUUGCGCUGAAAAUGCGUAUGCUGAUGGAAUUCAUUCCAAAUCCAAACAUUUGCUCUGUACAACGAUCGUUUCAACAGUGCACGAAUGCAUCAACAGAAGACGUCACCUGUUAUUGGUGUGAAAUUGCUGGUUUCUGUAGCAAUGGUUGUGAUUCUAAAUACCUGUUGUGGCAAAAUCCACAUUGUGAUGUAAAUGUUACAUCACCUUGUUUACUUGCAUUUGAGGAUGAAUCACACGUCAUAUAUCAUCAAACUCCACAUCCUGCUGAAGAAGAUUCGAUUCAAUUGAGUGAUGUUCGCUCAUUUUAUACAACUUAUACAAUUUCAGAUUUUAGAACUACCAACCCUCGUUUAUUUUUAUUUAUUCUAAUACCAACUGCAUUAAUUUUCAUUAUUAUGACAAUCUCGUGUGGUUUAUGGCUAUUGGUGGGGAGAAGAAGGCCGAGGGACAGUACUCAAAAAGCUGCUACAACAAUCAUAUACGAUUUGAAACGUGGAGGCAAAAUAUAAAUCAUUAUCAAAGUGUACAUUUGUAUUCAGGAUUCAUUUUAUUUAUUUAUUUAUUCACUUAUUUUUCAAUCUUAUUUUAUUAUUACUUCAUCUUAACAGUAUUAGAACCAAAUGACUAUUAUUAUUAUUAUAGUUAUCAUUAUUAAUAUUAUCAUUUCAAACAGAGUGACUAUAGACGAUGCA